This is a messenger RNA of Stomoxys calcitrans (stable fly), 3415 nucleotides long. It is a transcript of the gene Lis-1, whose product is annotated as lissencephaly-1 homolog. The transcript is spliced from 9 exons. Gene Ontology annotation, molecular function: protein binding. Bases 238 to 1473 code for a protein of 411 amino acids. Lineage: Eukaryota; Metazoa; Arthropoda; Insecta; Diptera; Muscidae. The record is from RefSeq and is a predicted model, not a curated record.
GGCUUAGUUCACUGACUGGAAGGUCUGUGAAAAAAUCAAUUGGGAAAAUAAUUUUGCGUAGUAUAAAAAAUCUCAUUUAAUCACAAAUAUUCAUUAAUAAACAUAUUUCUUUAAAGUGCUGUGCACUAAGAAGUAGGAAAAAUACCUUUAAAGGAUAAAUAAAUAUCUUGGUUAUCAGCACAAGGUUGACAUUUAUCUGUGAGGAAUAAAACAAAACCAGAUUCAAUUGAGAACAGCAUGAAAAUGGUGUUGUCGCAACGGCAGCGCGAGGAGCUUAACCAAGCGAUUGCCGACUACUUGGGCAGCAAUGGAUACUCAGAAUCAUUGGAAGCUUUUCGCAAAGAGGCCGAUCUCAAUGGGGAAACAGAAAAAAAAUUUGGUGGUUUACUCGAAAAGAAGUGGACAUCAGUUAUACGCUUACAAAAGAAAGUAAUGGAACUGGAGGCUAAACUCUCGGAAGCGGAAAAAGAGGUUAUCGAAGGUGCUCCAUCAAAGGCUAAACGCAGUCCUGGUGAAUGGAUACCAAGGCCACCUGAAAAAUUUUCUCUCUCUGGUCAUCGGGCUAGCAUAACGCGAGUUAUAUUUCAUCCAAUAUUCAGUCUAAUGGUAUCUGCUUCCGAAGAUGCUGUUAUCAAAAUUUGGGAUUUUGAAACUGGAGAAUAUGAGCGCAGUCUUAAAGGUCACACAAAUUCCGUGCAAGAUAUUGCAUUUGAUGCUCAAGGCAAACUUUUAGCAUCGUGCAGUGCUGAUUUAUCCAUAAAACUGUGGGAUUUCCAGCAGAGUUAUGAAUGUGUAAAAACAAUGCAUGGACAUGAUCACAAUGUAUCAUCUGUAGCUUUUGUGCCAGCUGGUGAUUACGUGCUUUCGGCGUCACGUGACAAAACAAUAAAAAUGUGGGAAGUCGCCACUGGGUAUUGUGUCAAAACAUUCGUUGGUCACAGGGAAUGGGUACGUAUGGUGCGUGUACACAUGGAAGGAAACAUAUUUGCAUCAUGCUCAAUUGAUCAUUCAGUCCGUGUUUGGUCGAUAAAUUCAAAAGACUGCAAAGUUGAAUUGCGCGACCACGAUCAUACAGUUGAGUGUAUUGCUUGGGCACCAGAGGCUGCAUCUUCAGCUAUAAAUGAAGCAGCUGGAGCUGACAACAAAAAGGGCCAUCAUCAGGGUCCAUUCCUGGCAUCUGGAUCAAGGGAUAAAACCAUUCGGGUAUGGGACGUGAGUGUUGGUAUGUGUUUGUUCGUGCUCUCCGGCCAUGAUAACUGGGUGCGCGAAUUAGCUUUCCAUCCCGGUGGCAAAUACUUGAUAUCCGCCAGUGACGACAAAACCAUAAGAGUUUGGGAUUUACGUAACAAACGAUGCAUGAAGACCCUAUAUGCACAUCAACAUUUCUGCACUUCAAUUGAUUUCCAUAAAACACAUCCAUAUGUCAUUUCGGGUAGCGUAGAUACAACGGUGAAGGUUUGGGAAUGUCGUUAAGCCAAUAGUAAUUACAAACUGUGGGACGGAAUACAAUUUGCUUUGGUCGAUUUGUGUACUCCCUGGUCAGGAGAUGAACAUAAAAUAAUGUAUUGUUUAAGAGCUACAAUUUACUUCAAUUAAUGCAGAUAAAAUACACACACACACACACACAACCUAUACAUAAAUAUAUAUUUAUUGAUUAUAAUUUAAUUUCGAAAAACAAAAACAAUAUACGAAUCUUGUGAUUCACCUCUAUUAAUUAUAGAUUACAUAUAAAAAUUACGUUUAAACGAAAAAUGGCAAACGCUAUUGCUAGAAAGUGCAAAAUUCUCACAUUUUUUCUUUAGGCGUAAUCAUGUUCGUGAGUCGAAAAGAAAAAGUUUGCCGCCGAUACCAAUUACAAGGGAUCCAAUUAAUUGCGAUUAAAAACGAAAAAUUCAAAAUGGAGAGAAAGAACCAAGUCCCAACAUUUUCUACAGAAAAUGUCAGGUAUCUGCAAACUUUUCUAUUUUCUCUUAUUUUGUAAGUAUUGAGUAGAACUCAAAUCGAAUGUUAUGUGUACGCCUUAUAAAUAAUUGUAAACAACAUUUUUUUAAGUUUUUUUUUCGCUUGCUGGAUUAUUAUUCAUUUUUUUUUAUUUCUAUAUAUACAAUCAUUAUACUAGAGUUAUGAUUUUAUAAAAACAAAAAGAAAAUAAAACAUAAAAAGCCGUGUCCCUUUAAAUUUCAAGUUCAAGUAGAAAAUUUAAGUUAAUUUUAAUUCAUACAUUAAACUGUAGGGCUUUUUUAAGGCGAAUUAUAUAACUAAAAUUACUAUUAAAGCUAUUAAUUAAAUAACAAUAACAACUAAAUAAUAAUAUUAUUAUUGUAUGCAUAGAGAUAUUUGUAAUGGAUAACAGAAAAUAUGUAAUACUCUGUUUUCUAUUUAAUCAAUACGCCCGCCACCCACCAUCAAAUGAUCAAAUUUCAGGCCAACAUUAUAAACAAUAGAACCAGUUCUUAAUAUCUAUUUGAAACGAUAAUCUGCACCGCAUAAUUGCUCGAUAGAAACUGAGACAUAGAGCGAACACACAAAAUUGUACAAAUCAAAGCUCUUGCGUGUGUAAUUGUAUGGAGAAAGCUUAAAUUUUUCUUGGAGUGUAAAAUAAAAUCCAAGUCAUACAUGUACAUGUUCUUAAAACAAAUCUAUGUGUCUAAUUUUCAAUAAACAGUAUCGUAAUUAUGAAAAUAUAUGCAUAAAUGGCUACAAACAGAACCUACCUACUACUUGUUUCAUUGAGAAUGCACCUACCUUCUCCAUCUCUGGGUCGUGUAUACCAAAUGUUGGCAUACUUUCAAAAUUUGUUAAUGUUUCUACACUGAAAGUCGCUGUUUUUCGUUUUUACAAAGCCCUACCUAAGACGCUUUUCCUUAGUUGCUUAGAUCUGUUAUUGUUAUUAUAAGAAACUGCACACCUAAAAUAUAAAAUCCAUAUUUAGAAACCUUGCACGUACACACAUUAGAAAAGCUUAAGAAUAACCUCAUUCACCGCCUCUCAAAUAAUAUCUCAUAAAUAAUUCAGAAAUGUCUCAUGAUUCAAUAAAGAUUGCAAUAAUUAUAUAGAGAUUAUUGUAUUUUUCGAGAAAAAAAAAAUAAAUUCGAAAUUAAAAAACUUUGUUUUGAGAAAUACUAUCAAAUAUGAAUACAUCUCAAAGUAUCAUAGUUGUAUAAUUGUUUUGCAAAAUCUUUAAAAGGAUGUACGAAUAUAUAUAUAUAUAUAUAUAUUUUUCCCAUUUUGGAGACAAUGGCAAGACAACCUAUAACCAUGGCAUUAUUAUUCGAACAAAUGAAAUAUGAUAAAAAAAAUUAAGGACAACUAUAAAGAAUCCCCAUAUAUUCUACAUUCACAAUGUGUAAGGAAGAAUGUUUGUAUUAAUAAUAAACAUUUACAGUAUACAUACAUACAAUCAUACAUACCUAAA